Messenger RNA from Acipenser ruthenus (sterlet), 1676 nucleotides. Its product is annotated as mitochondrial uncoupling protein 2-like. The transcript has 8 exons. The record is from RefSeq and is a predicted model, not a curated record. NCBI's taxonomy places the organism in Eukaryota, Metazoa, Chordata, Actinopteri, Acipenseriformes, Acipenseridae. Gene Ontology annotation, biological process: mitochondrial transport; mitochondrial transmembrane transport; response to cold. Gene Ontology annotation, molecular function: oxidative phosphorylation uncoupler activity. Gene Ontology annotation, cellular component: mitochondrial membrane. The coding region runs from base 397 to 1329 and encodes 310 amino acids.
UGGACUCGCGUCGGACAAGCAAAUUCACAGUACAGGAACCGGUAUCAACUGGAUGAGCUUAGCCGACUGCUGAGAGACGUCCGGUUACAUCAUUCUCAUCUAAAGAAGAUAAACCAUUCGUUUUUUAAUUUAAAUAGUUCUACUGGAUUAUAGAAUUUUAUUAUGCUUGUUCAGCGUUUCGUUUUUGGACGUCUUUCUAUGGAACAACGAGGGAACCUGAUCAUAACUGAAAGUAGUUUCAGCGAAAGAGAUACAUUUAGAGAAGAAUGCUGAUCAUCACCACAACCUUGUCAUUCUGAGUUACUUGAGUAAAAGACUUGGGCAGAGUUGAUAAACUCCUGUUUUCACUUCAUCUUUGAGUUGCACAUUUCGAUUUCCUUGCUCAUCACGUUGAAAAUGGUUGGAUUCAAACCCGUCGAUGUCCCCCCUACCGCUGCCGUGAAGUUCAUUGGGGCCGGGACUGCAGCGUGCAUUGCAGAUCUCGUCACAUUCCCCCUUGACACUGCCAAAGUCAGGCUUCAGCUUCAAGGAGAAUGCAAAUCUGCAGGAGCCAGUGUGACGUCUGUCAGAUACAGCGGCGUCUUUGGCACGAUCACCACCAUGGUGAGGACUGAGGGGGCGAGGAGUCUGUACAAUGGGCUGGUAGCCGGUCUCCAGCGCCAGAUGAGCUUCGCUUCCGUCCGCAUCGGCCUCUACGACUCCGUCAAGCAGUUCUACAACAAGGGGGCUGAGCAUGCUGGGAUUGGAAGCCGCUUGCUCGCUGGUUGUACCACUGGAGCUAUGGCUGUGGCCCUCGCUCAACCAACUGAUGUGGUCAAAGUGAGAUUCCAGGCUCAAGCCAAUGGGUCCAGCGGAAACCGACGAUACCAGGGAACCAUGCAAGCCUACAAGACCAUUGCAAAAGAGGAAGGCGUCAAGGGACUAUGGAAAGGAACUUCACCAAAUAUUGCUCGGAAUGCCAUUGUGAACUGCACCGAAUUGGUCACUUAUGACCUAAUCAAAGAUGCGCUUCUGAAAUCUAAUCUCAUGAGCGACACCUUGCCAUGCCAUUUCACGUCUGCUUUUGGUGCCGGCUUCUGCACCACUGUGAUCGCUUCCCCUGUCGAUGUAGUGAAGACAAGAUAUAUGAACUCUGCCCAAGGCCAGUACUGCAGUGCAUUGAACUGUGCCUUCACCAUGAUGAAAAAGGAGGGACCCACUGCUUUCUAUAAAGGGUUCAUGCCUUCUUUCCUGCGUCUGGGUUCCUGGAACGUAGUGAUGUUUGUCACCUAUGAACAGCUUAAACGUGGCAUGAUGAUUGCUCAUCAGAACUGGGCAACCCCUGUAUAAAUAGUCCUAGUGCAUAGUGCUUUCUCCCUGCAGCUUGAAGUUAAAGACACCUGUGCUGUAAUCUCUACCUCCCUUGUAGUUUAUUUGUUAUAAUGUCAUUUUUUUCUAUGUUUACAGACGACUAAAAGCUGGACUUUUUAAAGACAAUGCAUCUUUUGCAUUGAUUUCAUUUAGAAAAUGUUUUGUAUUAAGGUCUGCUAUAAACCUUAGUACAUCUGUAAUAAAAUGGCAACAGGAAUUAGCUUUAAUUUGAGUCUGCUAGCCUCACUGAAUUUAAUUUCUUCAGCUAAUGUUGUGCACCACUGUAAUCAAUUGACUACAAAGAAAUAAAAUUUGUAACUGCAGAA